AUGGACAAUAACCAAGCCACCACCCUGGGCAAUGCUGCUGCCGCUACCGCACCUGACACCGCGGCGUUGGACAAAGGCAAGCACAAGGCUACGCAGGAUUCUACCUCGAUGGAUGUGAGCAUGGACGAAGGUGAAAGCGAUGAGAGUGAAAAUGAAGACAUUAUGGAAGAAGAAGAUGAUGAUGACGAAGAUAAACUCGAGCCAAUCUCAGCCGACAACAUUAUUCGUGGCGAGCGAAGGACACGCGGCAAGAUCAUCGACUUCCAGAAAGCCGCAGAAAAGCUCAAGGUUGAUGAGGGUGACGAUGAUGAAGAUGAUGAGGACUUUACACUUGAAGAUAAUGACAACAACAUGCGAGAUUAA
This is a messenger RNA of Aspergillus pseudonomiae, 363 nucleotides long. Its product is annotated as histone H2A.Z-specific chaperone CHZ1. The record is from RefSeq and is a predicted model, not a curated record. Lineage: Eukaryota; Fungi; Ascomycota; Eurotiomycetes; Eurotiales; Aspergillaceae. The coding region runs from base 1 to 363 and encodes 120 amino acids. The transcript has 3 exons.